Pieris brassicae (large cabbage white) is the source of this 458-nucleotide messenger RNA. RefSeq lists its product as uncharacterized. Lineage: Eukaryota; Metazoa; Arthropoda; Insecta; Lepidoptera; Pieridae. The record is from RefSeq and is a predicted model, not a curated record. The coding region runs from base 3 to 392 and encodes 129 amino acids. The transcript has 3 exons.
CAAUGUCAAUUGCUAAAUAUAUAGUUUUCAUGUUGGGGAUUAUUUAUCACAGAACUACAUCAAUAAGGUUUUCACGGGAUAUUCUGGCUAUAGGCAUUCCUUAUUACAAAAUCUCAAUGACUUUAGGAUCUUGUAAACGAAGUAUACUUUUUAUGGAGGAAAAGGUAUGGCCAACGGUGAGACUUAAUCGAGUAAUUGAUAUUUAUUACAAAAGCAGUAAUAGUGAAAUAAAAGUUUCCCAAGUAAACAUUUACUUGAUAACGAACAACACCGAUUGUAUUGCUUUCUCUGACGUCGGAGUAGGAUUAUCAGAAUUUAAAGCGACAAUGUUUUAUGCGACCAACACAUGUGCUACGUACUAUAGGCUGACAAUAUUUACAUGCGAUAAGUGAUUGUUUUAAAUAGCCGCCAGUUACAUACUUCCGUUUGGUAUCGAUAUUUCAUUAAAGUUGCCAUUU